This is a messenger RNA of Ctenocephalides felis (cat flea), 2939 nucleotides long. RefSeq lists its product as uncharacterized. NCBI's taxonomy places the organism in Eukaryota, Metazoa, Arthropoda, Insecta, Siphonaptera, Pulicidae. Bases 201 to 2939 code for a protein of 912 amino acids. Gene Ontology annotation, cellular component: plasma membrane; cytoplasm. The record is from RefSeq and is a predicted model, not a curated record. The transcript is spliced from 7 exons.
UUUUAAAUUUAGCAAAGUUUUGUCUAAUUAUGUUGAUCUACAUUUAAUAAAUUUAUUAAAGGAAAAUGUUAACAGGAUAUGACAGCUGGUAAAUAAGGAACUUUGCGACUGAAUGAACAUAUUUUACUUUCUAAUAUUUAUUAUUUAAUUUUGUAUUAUUUUAGAUCUCUCGUCCAUCCUAAUGCGCAUUUGUAUUAAAAAUGGGCGAGCCCCGGAUGACAGAGCCCGUUAUGAGCGGAGCCCUAUUUCGAGAAAUUCACAAAAAUGCUUGGUUGAAACGUUUGCCACCUGAAAGUAAAAGAACCGGUGUUGUUGCUAAAAAAGGUGAUCGAGUAUGGAUAGUUUUCUGUGUGCAUGAUGAUAGUGAGGCUUUUUUGGAGGGCUAUUCAAACUCAAAAGUUGCUGCUUGCCACUCGCCAGAUUGGUUUGUGUGCUUAAAUAAUACUCUUCACAUUUCACCAACAAUUUGUCCUCGUCAAAGUGAAUAUGAAUUUGUUAUUACCCUCAAUCAUGAAGUUAUACGCCUCACUGCUCCCACAUGGGAAUCAAUGCAUGAUUGGGUUGAAGUUCUACGUUCAAAAUUGCGCGAGAUGCGUAUAUUAUCUCCAAAUGAAAACAUGUAUAGCAAAAUGCCAGAAAUUAAACCAAUAUUAUUGCCUACUAGAGAUCCAACAUCACCAUUGCCAGCCCCUCCACCAGUUCCUGCCAUUUUAGUACCUGGAGUAGAGCCAGUGCCUACUGGAUUGAAUAAUGCCACAAAUCAUGUUAAUAAUCAUAAUUCUGAUAAUGUUUUUACUUAUGAUGACUUUUCCCUUGAAAAUGCACGAUCUGAGGUCUGCUCACAAGCUGUUUUGCCUGAGUGCUCAAGUGAUACAAUACUUCCAACUGACAACUCAGAUAGUAAAGAAUCUACUUCAGAUAAAAAUAUAAUUCACAAUGAACAUCUUGAGCCAGUAAUUUCAAUUGAAAUUGAUUCAGAACCUAUAAAUGAUUCUGUCUCAGUUAAAUUAGACAACCAUAUUGAUGACAUCGAUAUUUCCAAUGUGACUAUCUUAGAUACAUCUAACCCACAUGCAGUUUCUUUCUCUGCCGGUUGCAAUUCUUUAGUUGCUGUUGACACACUGGACGAUACUGAAGUACAGUUAAAGUUGGACAAUGUACAAGAAUCUAGUCUAGUUAAGAAUGUUGAUUUACAACCAGAUAAAGAUACAAUUAAUAACACAAAUAUUACAUCACUGUUUGUUACAAAUCCAGUUAAAAGAAAUGGAUUUAGGAAUCCUGAAAAUGGUUAUUCUAUGAAAUUACAUCAAGAAGCAUGCAGUGGGAAAGAUAUUUCUAAUGAUCCUCAAAAUAUAGGAAAUUCAAAUAUUACUAUAAUUCAAGUUUCAAAUAUUGGGCCAAAUAAUAGCGAUCAAAAUCAAUAUGAUUCAAAUUCCUCAUCAAAUGUAGAUUCAUUACAAAACUUAUUUGUCACAAAAAACUCAUACAAAAGUAACGAUAAUGUCUUAUUACUUCAUAAUAAUACAAGUGAAAUCAAAAAUGAUAUUCAGUCUGAACCCGUCCAAAAUAGAUCUGAGAUAAAUGUAUUGAACUCUAGUCACAUUAAAAGUAAUUUUGGUAUUAGUACUAAUAAAUUAGGUCCAAGUCAAAUAAUCAAUACUGAAAAUAGAACUAAAAUAAUUAGUAAUAAUAUAAAUCAUGAGUAUUAUGAACAAAUAUUUUUACCUAGUACAUCAAAUUCUAUAACCAAUGUUCCGGUUAACAUUGUAACUCGAAUUCCACCCAAAUCACCAAAGUUUUCUCUUCUAAGUAAACAGCAAAGAUCUGUUAGUCAUAGUGAAUUACAUAUCAAUAGAGAAAGAAUACAUUCCAACAUUCAGAGCCCUUUAAAUGAAAAUGAAAUAGCAAGUUGCAAUACAAACAUAAAUGCCUCAUCUACAACACAUUUUGAUAUUAAACCAAUGCCUUCUACAUCAUCAAAAAGAGAUGAAUCAUCUGCCACUGCACCUAUUAAACACAUAUUAAUGAGAGGUGUGACAGAAUUACAAAUAAAAUCAAGACCACAUAUGAUUUCUAAUAAUAAUUUGCCUCAUAACAAUUUAAUAAACAAUAGACUACAAUCUGGUGCAAACAGAAACACACAAAAUAAUGGAGAAAAGAGACGACGAAGUUUGUCAAGUUCAGAGGCUACACAAAAUGAGACUUCAGAAAGAAAUGCUCAUGAAGUAAUUAGCAAUUCUAUGGCUCAUACGAAUACUGGUGACUCUAGCACUCUUAACAAUAUUCGUAAAUUAACAUUAAGAGAACAGCAGGUGCUACAGCUUCGACAAGAAAUGAAUCAUCCAGGUGGUGUACGACUCACGCUGAGGAGAAAAGACUGUUUGGGAAGUAUUGCUCUAGUUGAUGCUUUUGGGCUUGUAUGGAUAGCCGGAUGGAAACAAAAGCAGCAUCCAAUGUUAUAUAACGCAUUGCAUAUUGGGGAUCAUUUAAUGAGUAUUUGUGGAGUACCAAUAAAAUGUUCAAAUGAUGUUGCUAAAAUUAUUCGAAGCUACCAUGGUCAAUAUGUAGAAUUUAUUGUGAGAAGAAUACCAUUUGGCCGAGUUUAUGCUAUUCGAAAAGAAACUGAAGGGCAAUGUCUGGGGAUAAUUCAAGAUAGCAAUACAGCCACAAUUGUAGACAUUGUACCAAAUAGUUUAGCAGCCAGACACGGUGUACCACCUAGGGCACAAACUUGUGAUGGUUUAUCAUUAACGAGCUGGGUUCUCACAGAAAUUAAUGCCAGACCACUAAAUUUAUUUUUUAAGGAAAAUGAGGUAAGAGAUAGAUUAAAUGCUGUUGGGAAAGACAUUUCUAUUCUUGUACAGCCAUUAGAUUUAAUAAAACAAUUAAAAAAGCAAUUGAAGAGCAUGAGAGGGUACAAGGAUUAUAUUGUGCAAUAA